AUGUUGUCACCUGCAAUAACAGCCGGAUUCGUUCUAGUGGCAAUUGCUGGAACAUCUGUCAACAGUUACACAAUUGGUCGCGUUCAGGACUACUCCUCGCCGAGCUACAACCCCAGUAGCUUCACAAGCCUGAAGGAGCCCCAGAGCAUAAUCUCCACAAAUUACGCAACAUCAAUUUCCCCGCGUUACUCCUCAGUCUACGGUCCCUCUUCCUCCCAUCCGGAGGUAUCCCAGCCGAGUGGAUAUGUCGGUCACUCGAGUGGGAAUGCACCAGAGGCCUUGAACACUCUCACAGCAUCGUACCAGAGUGAUUCAGGGUCAGACCACCCCAGCUACUCAUCCCCCCAGAGCAUCGAGUACGCCGCAAGCGCCCACAAUCCCGCCUCGGGGUCCGUCAGCUUCUCAGGAUACGCGGGGAGUCACGGAUCGAGUCAGGACUUGGGGGUGGAGUACGCAUCCCCGUCGACAGCCUCUUCAUCCUACUCGUCGUCCCCUUCCUCCUAUCCUUCGAGUUCAAACGUGAACUCUGCGGCAGGUCACUCGUCCUCGCCCUCCGGGGGUCACGCCUCCUACCCCGGAUACUCCGGGUCAUUCUCCGGAGGCAGACACACCGGGUCGUCGUACCCCGCCGAACACCCCCAGAGCAGCUUUUCCGACGGCCACAGGUUAUCCCCGAACGCUCUGAAGAGCUUCAUGAGCAGCCUCCACAGGGAGUCCCCUGGAAGCUACCACUCCUCUGGCCCCAGUCACUCCCCCAACUAUGUCCACCCAGCCCUCCCAAGCGCCAGCUACUCCAAGUCCCCAGGGGCCUUCUUCAGCGGGGGCUUCCCCAAAGGCGCCGGAAAAAUAAUCAUCAUCAAGGAUGGAUCUGGGGCACACGCUCUCAUGCAUCCUGAGUCGAGCUUUCCCAGUGGAAUGUUCUCGGGUGGAUCUGGGUACAAAGUGAGGAGUGCGGGACCUUUCUCCUCUGGACAUCACUAUGGAAGUCCCAGUAGUAGCUACAGCCACUCACCCGGGUAUUCCGGGACGAGUGGGCAUCCUAAUGCUGCGGCAUCUGGUACCUCUUACUUCGGGUAUUCAUAGGGUUUAUUCGAGUGUUCUUGAUGGGGGACUGAUAAAGUUAUUCUUCUUUAUUUAUUGUUGUUGAUAUUUGAAUUUAUUUUAAUGCAUAUGACCGUUGGUGUAAUAUUGAGUUGAAUAAAGUGUG
Diachasma alloeum is the source of this 1207-nucleotide messenger RNA. Its product is annotated as putative protein TPRXL. Bases 1 to 1083 code for a protein of 360 amino acids. The transcript has 4 exons. The record is from RefSeq and is a predicted model, not a curated record. NCBI's taxonomy places the organism in Eukaryota, Metazoa, Arthropoda, Insecta, Hymenoptera, Braconidae.